Molecule: messenger RNA, 2092 nt
Organism: Raphanus sativus (radish)
Lineage: Eukaryota; Viridiplantae; Streptophyta; Magnoliopsida; Brassicales; Brassicaceae
Product: aspartate--tRNA ligase 2, cytoplasmic-like
Exons: 10
Coding region: 260-1891 (543 amino acids)
Biological process (GO): aspartyl-tRNA aminoacylation
Cellular component (GO): cytoplasm; cytosol; aminoacyl-tRNA synthetase multienzyme complex
Molecular function (GO): ATP binding; RNA binding; aspartate-tRNA ligase activity
Source: RefSeq, a predicted model, not a curated record
UUCUAGAACAUAGAAUUCAUGCUGUUUCCAUGACGUGGUUUGACUAACAGAACGGGCCCAACAAGGAGAUUAGUUCAAAACCAGGCUCGCCAAGCCCGACAUUUUGAAAACCAAAAGCCUAGAGGCAUGAGUCCAAGACCGUCAAUACUAGUGCCGUAAAUUCCUUUAUUGUUUAAAUGGAAAUAUAGGUUUAGAGACAUCUAUAUAAAUCCAUGAGGAAGCCCUAAGCUGAAUCUUUUUACUUCAAGCACACGUCAUCAUGUCAUCGGAGCCUGAGAUUCCUGUGAGCAAGAAAGCCGCCAAGAGAGAAGCCGCCAAGCUAGAAAAGUUACGCCGUCGGCAGGAACAAGAAGAAGAAGAAGAAGAAGCGGCAACAGCUUCAAUGUCUCUCGAAGAAGAAAACGAAGAGCUCUCCAGUAACUACGGCGACUUAACACGUAACGAGUUGCGAUCCACGUCGGAUCCAAAAGCCGGAAACUGGAAGGAGGCUGUUCAAGGGAAGAAGCGGACGGAUGUGAGCGCUUUGGAGGAAGAGAUGGCUGGUUCUGAGGUUCUGAUCAAAGGCAGAGUUUACACGUCUCGGCCACAGUCUAGCAAAGUGUUUGUGAUAUUAAGGCAAAGUGGUGGUUCCACUGUUCAGUCCGUAGCCAAGCAACCGAACGUUAGCGCCAACAUGAUUAAAUACAUAAAGCAGCUGUCUUGCGAAUCGGUUGUCGAGGUUAUUGGUGACGUAGUUGUCCCUACGAACCCUGUCAAGGGAACUAGCCAAGAGGUGGAAAUUGAGGUGAGGAAAGUGUACUGCAUCAGCAGAGCCUUGGCGAGAUUACCACUACGUGUGGAGGAUGCUGCUCGAAGUGAAGCUGAGAUAGAAAAAUCUCUUGAGAGUGGAAGACCAGCUGUUCGUGUCAAUCAGGAUACACGCUUGAACAAUAGAGUUCUUGACAUCAGAACACCCGCUAAUCAAGCCAUCUUCCACAUUAGUGACGAACUCGAACAUCUGUUCAGAGGAAAGUUACGAUCGAUGGGUUUCGUUAGUAUCCACACACCGAAACUGAUAGCUGGAAGUAGUGAAGGAGGUUCAGCUGUGUUUAGGUUGGACUACAAAGGACAGCCUGCUUGCCUAGCUCAGUCUCCUCAGCUUCACAAGCAAAUGGCUAUAUGCGGUGACUUGCGACGCGUCUUUGAGGUAGGUCCUGUUUUCAGAGCUGAAGACUCGUUCACUCAUAGACAUCUCUGUGAAUUCGUGGGUCUUGAUGUGGAGAUGGAGAUUGAUGAACACUAUUCUGAGAUAAUGGACCUUGUGGACGAGUUGUUUGUGUUUAUAUUCACUGAGUUGAAUGAGAAGUGCAAAAAGUUACUUGAAGCUGUUGGAAAGCAAUACCCAUUUGAGCCUUUGAAGUUUCUUGAGAAAACAUUGAGGUUAACCUUUGAAGAAGGGAUUCAGAUGCUUAAGGAAGCAGGUGUGGAGGUUGAUCCUCUUGGCGAUCUAAACACUGAAUCUGAGAGAAAACUUGGCCAACUUGUAUUGGAAAAGUACAAGACUGAGUUUUAUAUUCUGCAUCGGUAUCCAACAGCGGUUAGGCCUUUCUACACAAUGCCUUGUGCUGAUAAUCCUCUUUACAGUAACUCCUUUGAUGUCUUCAUCAGAGGUGAGGAGAUCAUGUCAGGAUCUCAACGUGUACAUAUCCCAGAAGAGUUGGAGAAACGUGCAGGAGAAAGCGGCAUUGAUGUCAAGACAAUAUCCACAUACAUCGACUCAUUCAGGUACGGAGCGCCUCUACACGGUGGAUUUGGAGUUGGGCUGGAGAGAGUGGUGAUGCUUUUCUGCGCACUGGACAACAUCCGAAAAGCAUCUCUCUACCCUCGCGACUCUCGCAGGCUUUCACCCUAAAUAUUAUCUUUUCAUAUCUCAAAGCCAACGAGAGAGCAUUUUGAGUGUUGUUAGAUGUUUCAGUUGUCGCCUGAUUCUUGUCCUUUUUAAAGUUAAAUCUCGAUUUUAGUUUUGUUAUGCUUAUGUUAUGUUACAUUCGAGUUGGUUGUACGUUGUAACUAAGCUAUUUGAGCCAGGAUUUUAAAUUAGUGAUUUAUUUUU